Molecule: messenger RNA, 2016 nt
Organism: Lolium perenne
Lineage: Eukaryota; Viridiplantae; Streptophyta; Magnoliopsida; Poales; Poaceae
Product: protein TPX2
Biological process (GO): mitotic spindle assembly; activation of protein kinase activity; regulation of mitotic spindle organization
Cellular component (GO): nuclear microtubule; spindle
Molecular function (GO): protein kinase activator activity; microtubule binding
Source: RefSeq, a predicted model, not a curated record
UCGGGCAGAGGCCGAGGUCAGGUCAGGUCAGGCCCUCCUCCCCCGUCGGACCCCGCAUUUCAAAUUUCCUCGCCCCCAUCCUCCUCCGCUCCGGCCACCUUUACACGCCCAACGGCUACGCCGCCGCCCGAUCCACCCUCCCGCCGCCGCGGGCCCCACCCUCGCCGGCCAGGCCCCCGCUCGGCACGACCGCAACCCGCGCCAUGGACAGCGACGACGAGGAGAUGCGCGACGCCUACUCCGUCGAGGACGGCGACGGAGACGGCGACGCGGGGUACGACGAGGGGGCCCGGGACGGGCUCAUGGUCAUGGAGGUGCGCUGGUUCGAGGUCGACCUGGACUACGAGUACGACGCGCCCAGGUGGUUCGACCUCGCGCAGGAGGAGGCGCCCGUCGAGGCCGCCGCCGCCGAGAUGUGGUUCGCCGCCGCGCCCAGCUACCCGCCCUCCCCUUUAAUUGCUAUGAUGCUGGCCGAAGAUCUUGGUUUGCCGAACCUAAGAAGCAUUGCAGUUGCAGAUAUAGAUGCUGCACAUUGCUCUAAGCUGUCGCAAGGAUGUUCCGGUGCAGCUGACCAAAGUAUGUAUCAAUCACAUGUGCCAAAUGAAGGACGGAUACCAUGCUAUGGAAUAUCAAAAAAUGAAAGAAAACCUGCCACUCGAAGUAUUGUGAAGGGGAAUUUCUCCAAGGGGUCCACACUGAUGAAGCCUACAGCCAGUCAAUUAGCUAGGCAAAACAGGCAGCUUGAAGUGAAGAAUGUCAUGCCGAGUAAAAAGUCAGUUGGAGUGAGAAGCGAGGGAAGUACCAUGAGCUCAAACGAUUGCACUAACCAAGCUGGUAAAAGGCAGAAAUUAGAAAAAGGCCAUCUCAACAAGGUUGUUCCUACAAGUCAACAUGAAUUAAUCCACAAGGCUCAUGAAAAGCAGAAUGUUAUGAAGAGUAGCUCUGAUCGUGCCACUGGUCUACCUAAACUGAAGAUUACAGUGCCGAGAGAACCUGAGUUGGCAACUAGGCUAAGAGCAGAGAGGUCAAGGAUUCUAAGAGCAGUGCCAACUAACUCAAAGCAGUUAAAUAAACGGGAUUUGCAACCUGCUCCUACGACGCAACCAGCAUUGACCAGAAAGGUCGUGCAACCAUUUCGGGCCCAUCAGCAUGCGAAUGUACAACAUGCCACUGUUCCACCAAACAUGCCAGCGUGUGCGCCUAACCGUGCAAUUAAUCUCCACAACAUCGAUAGAAAACCAGAAGAUUCCAGAGAUGGCACGUUUAAAUUUAAAGCUCAGCGAUUGGAUAAAAAGAUAUUACAAAGCAAAGGAGAUACUGGUUUAUUUCAAAAUGCCAAAAGAAAUCCUACAGUGCCUAAGGAAUUCAACUUGUCAACAUGCCGAAAGAGCAAGCAGGCUCCAUUAUCUGAGCUCUUUAACAAGCUUUCUUUAACCGCCGAAGGCCGCCGUGCCAUGGACCGUCAGGCAGUUGAACGUCCAAAUUACAUCACCACCAAGGAUUGCAAAGAGAACAUGAUUGGUGCCAUUCGUUGUUAGCUCUGACCUACUUAGUCAAGAAGAAUAUUUAUACCGUUCUGUUUGACAAAGGCUGAUUCAGAAUCUCAUUUCUGCACCUGCACAAAGGCUAGGCGUCUCUUUUGGACAGUAGGACUCACAGGGGGUGGGCUCAUCCUCCUUUUCUUCAUCAAAUAAGAUGAAGCCAUACAUUAUUUAACAUUAAGGCACCCGGCGAUCUCCGGCGUCAGAUAGUUUGGUUGAUCCCUGAGACCAGACAAUUUUCCCCGUCUUGCCUGUCGGAUGAACAGCUUAACAUAAUUGCAUAUCUGCUUGUGGCCGUGCCGGAGAUCCCAUUUUGUACAGCUUGGGUAGAGAAACCCAGCCAUCGCUCGUAGUGGGUGUUGUGGGGGGAAAGCGGCUGACCCGACCUGGUGGUGGUGUAUCUGCCGUGGUUCUGAAGUUGUAAACGAACAACAGCGCAAUCAUCUGGAAAGUCGUUCGCUUGGUGUCUCCAUUC